AUUUAUUGUAUAUGCAAAAUGCCAAAGCGAAAAAUUCCAAAAUUCCAAGAAUUAGAUGCAUCCAUAGAAAUAUUUUUUCCUCCUGAAAAGCCUCAAAUAAAGAUAGAGGAAUUAAUUCAAAAUGCACUAAAAAAAUCAAAUCUACCAGCUAAAAUUCCAAAUGCGUUUAUGAUUUAUCGUCAAGAAAUUUUAAAAGAACUCAACGCCCAAAAUCUUACAGUUGGAAUGCCGCGACUUUCAGUUAUCGCCUCUAAAACUUGGAAAAUAGCAAACCAAGAAAUCAAAAAUGAAUAUUAUCGACUUGCAAAAAGGGCGAACACAGAAUAUAAAAAUUUUCUCUUUCAACAAACUUCAUUCGCUAAUAAGCAUCUUUAUGUCGAGCCAAUAAAUAAUGAACAAAUCUCAUUCUCGAAUCAACAUUUUUAUAACGUAUCGGUACCAACAAAUAAUAUGGAAAAUCAACAAAUCUUGUUCUCUAAUGAACAUUGCUAUACUAAGCCAAUAAAUAAUGUAAAGAAUCUACAAACCUCGUUUUUUGAUGAACGUCUUUAUACAAAACCAAUAAUUAAUAAGGCGGAUCAACAAUUCUUAUUAUCUAAUGAUAUCAUCAUACCUGCACCAACUACUAACACCAAAAUUUGUUCUUUAAUGAACAAUCUUAUAUCGAGACAUUGA
Messenger RNA from Ambispora leptoticha, 675 nucleotides. The record is from the annotation of a GenBank genome assembly. NCBI's taxonomy places the organism in Eukaryota, Fungi, Glomeromycota, Glomeromycetes, Archaeosporales, Ambisporaceae.